AUGCUCAAGCUCUCUCAGUAUGGCGUCGAGAUAAACGGGCAGGUCAGACGAGUCUAUGUUCACGUCCAAGCUCUGAUACAAAAUGACCUCAGAAUUGUGCCCACGCCGCCAGAAGAUAGGGUGGACACGCGACUGUAUCAGAUGUUCUUCGUCUGGUUCACUGUCAAUGCAAAUAUCCUACAAUUCAGCGCAGGGUCUGUGGGUCCUGUCGUUUACGGGUUGGGCAUGAGAGAGUCUUUGCUUACUAUCCUCGUCACCGAUAUCCUCUCAAGUGCGAUCCCCGCUUACCUUGCUGUAUUUGGACCGAAACUCGGCACACGUGCUAUGGUGCUGUCUCGCUUUUCUUGGGGAUAUUACGGAGCCGCUAUACCUAGUAUCCUUAAUGUGAUUUCCAUGGAAGGAUAUCUGAUCCUGAAUUGCAUAUUGGGGGGCCAGACGCUAGCAAGUGUAUCAGAUCACCUGAGUCCAACCCUGGGUAUUGUGAUCAUAGCCCUUGUUUCCUUUGCUAUUACUUUUUGCGGUUACAAAGUCGUCCAUCUAUACGAGAUGGUUUGUUGGAUUCCCAAUAUCAUCACCUUUAUCGUGAUGCUGGCCGUCGGAGGGAAGAACCUUAUCAAUACCCCUUUGUCAACCGGCGAUGCAGCUAGUGCUUCUUCAAUCCUGUCCUUCGGCGCGGUAGUCGCUGCAUCAGUUAUCAGUUGGAGCACUGUCACUCCCGAUUAUGGGGUCUACCACGACUCGAAGGACUUGGCUCUUCUCAUCCAUGCACGCGAAGCUAAACGUCUUGAUGGUCAGUUAAUUGGACAUCUCAUGGGGGCCGCUUUCGCCGCGGGCGCACCCUCCGUUCCCUCAUGGUCAGAGGGCCUUUCAAACGGUAGUUCGAUCGGUGGACUGAUCGGAGCUACCCUCUCACCAUGCGGCAACUUUGGGAAAUUCCUAACGGUCUUGCUGGCCCUCACAGUCCCCAGCCCUUCGUCCGUGACGAUGUACACGACGUGUACGAGUUUCAUGACGAUCUCUCGCCUAUUUGCAAAGAUUCCAAGAAUUCUGUUGGCCAUGGCGUCCACUGCAGUCUUGAUUCCAGUAGCUAUAGUCGGUGCGAACAGCUUCUACGCCACUGCCGUCGAUGUCCUCAAUAUGAUCGGCUACUGGAUGGCACCUUACUCCGCCAUCAUCCUAGCGGAACAUUGGUUCUAUCGCAAAAUCACCUUUGGGGCAUACAACGUCAAAAACUGGGAUAACCCACGCAGAUUGCCUCUUGGAGCUGCCGCCAUCUUCGUCUUUCUAGCUUCAUUUGGCAUCAUCGUCCCAUGCAUGUCGCAAGUUUGGUAUACAGGACCUAUAGCAAAGGCGGGUACGGGGGAUAUCGGGAUGGUAACGAGUUUUAUAUUUGCGAUGUUGGUGUAUCCUGCGCUACGGACGCUGGAGGGUGUGAUUACUACCAGGUGGAGAGGCGUCGAUUCUUGAGCAUAGCCUCUCAAUGAGUACAGUUCAAACUCAAGGAAGAAACCGCUCGAAAGCACUAUCUAUCUAUUGCUAUAAAGGGCACUGGAAUAUAGUAUGUAUCUAGAGAAUAAUAUAACUAUACAUCUGUGAAUGAAGGAAUCGAAAUCCAGCCGGAAAGUAAGGAGACAGGGACUCAUCACGAAAAACAGUAAGUCAGAGUAAAGUACGUUCAUUGAGAUAGGUAUAGUUCCAGAAACGCACACUAGGGAUAUCCUUUGUGUAUGAACACAAACUGUCGGGAAAAAGAUUCGGGCAUAAUAAAUUGAAAGAUAUCGAAAAAAGAGAUCAGGAAACAUGAGACGUCUUAUGACCGAUAAAACUGCCAGAACUCUGUGCCAUUUUGACCAUUGCUUGGGUCUUGAGCCCAGACUUGCGUCAUGGACGGUGGUAAUUCGGCAGGGAAUGGCUGAUGAGGGGUGCGACUGUGGUCUGGAGGCUCGACACCAAACAUAGUCAUAUGUGGCUUUUCAGAAGAAUAGGUGUACAUUGCGUCGCGUGGAGGGUCGGUAUGCAUAUUUCCAGGGCCUCCUGGGUUGCCCCGCCCAUCACCGUUCGUAUCUAUCGAGAUAGUAGAGUUCACAUUCAUGGGACCCAAGGUUAAGUUCUGGGGGUUCAUCGAUCGUUCAUAAGUGGAGUCAUAAGAAUAGUAGCUUUGUUGAGGAGGAUUCGGGAGAGGCUCUCUGUACGGCGUAGAUCUUGGAUCAGGUGCAGGAAUAUUGGGUACAUAAGAAGGACCACCACUACCACCGUAUGGUGAAUUGGCGUUCGAAAGCUGACCACUGGAGCUAGUACCAGGGCCGCCAUUAUAAGAUGCUGGGCUGGAUGAGCCAAAGGUGGGGGCAUGCGUGGGAUCAUACAUUGAAGCAGGUUGCGGAGGGGUGACUGCAGAGAAGUUCUGCGAGCUUCGUCCAUUUUGGCCGUGCUCGUUAAUGCCGAAUUUGCGGCGAUUGAGUGUGUCCACGUUCAUUUGUCCAUGCUCAGCCCCACCGAACGGUAACGAAUAGUCCAUCUUUGCACCAGUCGAAGGUUCCUGCGACAAAGGAGGCGGCAUCCUCACGUCAGAGGAUGACGGAGGGCAGAAAGGUGACGAAUCUUGAUUUGAAGAAGGCUGAUGGUGGUAGCUAGCAUUCUCAGGAACGGGAGUAGGCGCAUGGGAUGACGUCUGGGAAGGCGGUGGGACAAAAGAUACCAACGAAGGCGCCUGCAUCCUAGGCUCAGGCUCAAUAUUGAAGUCAGAUGACGCAGAUGUUGGAGUCACACGCUGCCUUGUCAAAGGUGACGGUUCCUUGCCUGGACGCACGCGAAUACCAACGGUAGGAUAGGGUGCCUUCUUGUGCUUGUCCUUUGUUUUUGAGCACUCGCUAGAAGCAGUUGAACCACGCCUAUAGUCACCCGAUGAUACGACAGAUGUAGCAGGACGUUUGGGGAUAUCCUUAACACAAGACUCAGGGAUUUGAUCAAGAUGUCCAAUACUUGCAGUAGCUGAAGCUGGUGGUAAAGUCGUUGCAGGAGCAUCCGAUGGACAAGGCGAGCGGGCUGACGUUACGGCUGCACCUACGUAAGGGAACUGGAAAUCGGUAAGGAGCUGCUCAGCAUCCAUAUCCACUUCGUCAUGUUUCCUUUUCAUUCCUGCAGCGCACGGAUCGCUCCCUCCAGUUCGCGCAGCCUCUGCCCUUUUCUUCAUGAUUUCCACGAUCUUGACAGCCUCGCUUACAUUACCCUCGACACCACCUCUCAUAGAGCCACGCCCUGUCACGAUUAAAGUAUCACGCAUCACCUCCAAAGCCGCAUUAACAUC
Molecule: messenger RNA, 3304 nt
Organism: Serpula lacrymans var. lacrymans S7.9
Lineage: Eukaryota; Fungi; Basidiomycota; Agaricomycetes; Boletales; Serpulaceae
Exons: 10
Coding region: 1-1467 (488 amino acids)
Biological process (GO): transmembrane transport
Cellular component (GO): plasma membrane
Molecular function (GO): transmembrane transporter activity
Source: RefSeq, a predicted model, not a curated record